GUUAAGCGCUAAAAUAUAUAAUUAAAUAACAUAAACAAUGAAAUAUUGAAUAAAGUAGCACAUUGCUUACAGUAGCCAGAAUGCAAAGACCAAGACGUACUUCAGAAUUUCAUGAGGAUCCUAAUGGAGUUAAGCGGCAAUCCAGGCCUCAACAAAGAAGCAUAGCUCCUUCUCCAGCAACUGCUAGCAAAUUUCUUACUAGGCAAAGUCGAAUAGCUGUUCCCACUCGACCACCGUCUGCAGAUCGCGCUGGGCCCGCUGGUAGUCAAGCAUUCCAAACAAGUAUACGUUCAGGAAUUAGUACACCACAUUCAGUAAAACCUACUACUAGUCGUGUGCUUUUUACAAAUGAGAAACAUCGCGGCGGCAACAGUGGUGCUGGUGGCCCAUUGCACAACGACAAGAAGUGGGUGCAAGAGCAGACGCAACGCAUAACAGAGUAUUUGAUGAAUCAAAGUACCAUUGGGGGCCUGAGUACUGACUUCCUGCAAAAGGGUUUGCGUCAAAUGUCCAUUAAACAUUUUGUGGCAAUUGUUAAUUUUUUCCUCAAUCACAUAUGGGGUAAACGAUUUGUGGUUGGUAGCAACCAUGUGGAGGAUAUAAUGCAAAUAUUGCAAAAGCUACAAUAUCCACAUCCUGUAAGUAAGUCAUGGCUGAAGACACCCAACACUCAACAUUCCUUUGGUAAUGUCAUAGUGCUACUCGAUUAUCUUAUGGAAUUUGUCCCACCAUAUUCGGAUGCAGAUGUUGAGCCUCAGAGUAUUGAGCAUUUUGAAUUGCAGGAACCACAUGAACAAAUGAACGGUUCCCGCAUAAGCGAGGAUCUCAUUCAGAUACCUGAUUUGGAAUUCCAGCGUGAGUUAUUACUUAAUACCGAAGAGGGUUUUAUGCUCUGGGAUACCCAAAUGGAGGAGGAAUUCACUGCCUUGCAACAGGAGACCUGCAAUUUGCUUAUCAAGAAAAUGUGCAAUUUUCCUGAUGUUGCAGCCAUUCGUGCUGAAGUUGAAAAGUUGAAUAAAAAACUUAAGUCUCUUCAGGACUUUAGGCCAAAAGAGGAUAAAGAUUUGCAGAAAUUACAUGAGAAGUUGGUGGAAGAAUUUAAAUUUCUAAGCGAAGAUUUGCUUCUGAUUAAGGAAGAGCACCAAAACAUAAAUCGCCAGCAACGACAACUGAGUCGCGAAAAGAUGGAAGUUUCAGGUGAAGUGGCGGCCAUGGAGCAAGAGGUCGCAACAUUGCAAGACAAAAUUAACAGACAGCUAUGCACAGUGGAACAACGCAACCAAUUGAUGGCGGAACACAAUCAUCUCGAGCAAUUGCUGGCGGUAGAAAACCGAACAUUACGCGAUUUGGAGUCUCGUAAUCACAAUCAACAAAUUGUAUAUGCAAGAGUCAUAAAGAAAUUAACCGAUGAUGUAGAGUCACUCAAUGCCUUUAUGAGAGAAAUAGCCUUUUCCGAUGUGCCCGAAGUUCAAAAGAUUCCAACAGAAAAACUACAAUUACCCUUAAAGCCUGAGGAACAACAUCUGCAGAAAUUAAUUCCACUGCUUAUCCACAUUAAGGAAGCUACCCAGUCAACCAUUAGUGCAAAGAAAAAGCAGGCAAUGGCUAUCCAACAAAACGCCCAGGAGUUAAUGGACGAAAUCGAUACCAAGUUAGAGACAAAGCUGACCUCUUUAAGGCUCCAACAUGCUCAGGCUGCGCAAAACUUUGAUAUGUUUUGUCAAAAAUUAAAAAAGCAAAUUGCCAGUUUAAAUCUUAAAACUCAACAAUUGGAGAAUCAAAUGAACACAGUUGAAAAAUCCUUGGAAGAAUUGCAGCAAGCAAUCGAAGAGAAAAGAAAUCAAAUCGAUAUAUUAAGAGAGCAAAAUGAGGUAACCAUGCAACAGGCUGAAGAUCGUCAUGAAAAGCAUUUGGAAAAAAGAAGGACAUAUUUGCAAAGCUAUAGCGAUAUGAUGGAGCAGACGGUACAAAGCGACAUAUUGUGGCAGUUGAUAGAAAAAGUGGAAACGCAGGAGCAACAAUUGGCAUUGCUAAGAAAGGAAUUUGAAUCACCAAAUACUGAGGAGGAGGGCGAAUAAUUUCUGCACUUUUUUGUUUUUGUAUGAGUAUGGCUAAUUAUUAAAAUUUAUCUAUUUUGUCUUUUAUGUGCAACAUACCCAAAUAAAAACUGAAAGCCUCAAUAUUGGGCUAAACCAAAGAUAA
Stomoxys calcitrans (stable fly) is the source of this 2202-nucleotide messenger RNA. It is a transcript of the gene Ndc80, whose product is annotated as putative leucine-rich repeat-containing protein DDB_G0290503. Bases 81 to 2078 code for a protein of 665 amino acids. The transcript has 3 exons. Gene Ontology annotation, cellular component: Ndc80 complex. The record is from RefSeq and is a predicted model, not a curated record. NCBI's taxonomy places the organism in Eukaryota, Metazoa, Arthropoda, Insecta, Diptera, Muscidae. Gene Ontology annotation, biological process: attachment of mitotic spindle microtubules to kinetochore.